CCUCAGUCUCUAUUUCAUGACACAACCGAUCAUGCCUUUUCUCCCGGUUGUUCAAUUUUGAUUUCCUUCGCCAAGCAGCGCUUCAACGUCUCCGCGAAGUCCCAACUACCACAGGCUGAGCAAAUAGGGAAGGACGACCCACAUUUUGAGCAGAACCAAGCGGGAUUUGGGAGAAGGUAACACAAAAGCUUCGACCAAAAUGGUAACAAAGAGUAUAAGCGAAUUGCAAGUGCGAGAUUUCGUGCAAGCUGGUCUAACAAUAGAGGAAGCUCAGAGAUUUGACCAAGUUUUGAAGGAAUCAAUCCUUCAAAGGGUCGAAUGGUCUGACCCACGAGAGCUCUGGCGCGAGCUUGUGGCUCGAAGAGUGCUAAAGCCAUGGCACCCACACUCCCUGCAUCAGCUUGUGUACUAUUCUGUCUAUGCACAUUGGGAUGCCUCCACUAAAGGCCCACCGCUUUAUUGGUUCCCUUCUUUAUGGCACGCAAGACGGACAAAUUUGGGACGUAUAAUGGAAAUCUAUGGUCCAAAGCUUUUGGGAGCAGCAUACAAAGAUCCUAUAACUAGUUUUAAUCUCUUUCAGAAAUUUUCAGUCCAGCACCCUGAGGUAUACUGGUCGAUUGUUCUGAAGGAGAUCUCAGUAUCGUUUAUUGAGGCUCCUAAGUGUAUCUUAGAUGCUUCUGAUAAAUCAAAACAUGGUGGAACUUGGCUUCCAGGUUCAGUCUUGAAUAUUGCAGAGUGUUGUUUGUUACCUCAGGAUCAUCUAAAGAAAGACGAUGGCAGUGUGGCCAUUGUAUGGAGAGAUGAAGGGUUUGAUGAUUCCAAAGUCAAUCAGAUGACACUGAAAGAGCUACGACGACAAGUAAUGAUGGUAGCAAAUGUGAUAGCUGCUAAGUUCUCAAAGGGUGAUGCCAUUGCAAUUGACAUGCAAAUGACAGUCAAUGCUGUUAUAAUAUACUUGGCCAUUAUUGUAGCAGGAUGUGUUGUGGUAUCAAUAGCUGAUAGCUUUGCACCAAAGGAAAUUGCGGUUCGUUUGCGUGUGUCUAAAGCAAAGGGUAUCUUUACGCAGGAUUUCAUAUCAAGAGGUGGCCGGAAAUUCCCUUUGUACAGUCGAGUCAUUGAGGCAGCAACUUGUAAAGCUAUUGUACUUCCUGUGUUAGGUGAUGAAAUUGGAGUGCAAUUAAGGGAACAGGACCAGUCAUGGAAAGAUUUUCUCUCUCCUUGCAGUCAGCAUCCCAGGUCAAAUCAUUACUCUCCAGUUCCAGUCUAUCAAUCAAUUGAGUCUGUCACUAACAUACUCUUCUCAUCAGGAACCACUGGAGAACCAAAAGCUAUUCCAUGGACUCAGCUUUCACCUCUUCGAAGUGCUGCUGAUGGAUGGGCUCUCAUUGAUAUUCAAGUUGGGGAUACUUACUGCUGGCCCACAAAUUUAGGUUGGGUAAUGGGACCAACUCUAAUCUAUUCAUGCUUUCUGUCAGGGGCAACUCUUGCUCUUUACCAUGGAUCUCCUCUAGGUCAUGGCUUUGGAAAAUUUGUUCAGGAUGCUGGUGUCACUAUUUUGGGAACAGUUCCAAGCUUGGUUAAAACUUGGAAGAAUACAAAUUGUAUGAAAGGCUUAGAUUGGACAAAGGCAGAACAUUUUUGUUCCACUGGAGAAACUUCAAAUGUUGAUGAUGACCUUUGGCUUUCCUCAAAAUCCUAUUACAAUCCAAUCAUUGAAUGUUGUGGUGGAACUGAGCUUGCGUCUUGUUACAUCAUUGGAAGCCAACUUCAGCCUCAAACUUUUGGAGCAUUUAGCACAGCAUCAAUGACAGCUGGCUUUGUUAUCCUAGACGAGCAUGGAGUUCCUUAUCCAGAUGGUGCUUGUGUUGGUGAAGUGGGUCUAUUCCCUCAGUAUCUUGGAGCAACUGAUAGAUUGCUUAAUGCUGAUCAUGAAGAUGUUUACUUUAAGGGGAUGCCCAUUUAUAAUGGAAAGCGCCUUAGGAGACAUGGAGAUAUGACUUUUUCACGUAUGUGCUCAUUUCGAAUUUUAUCUUUAGUGACUUGCUUUCUUCAUAAUUUGAAUUUGACUUCUGAUAUGCAGACAAGUUCUGUAGAAAUUGAGCGUGUCUGUGACCGGGCUGAUGAAUGCAUUUUGGAGACUGCUGCAAUCAGCGUCGCACCAGCUAGUGGCGGUCCAGAACAACUGGUUAUAUUUGUGGUUUUGAAGAAAGGAUUCAACUCUGAUGCAGAAACCAUAAAGAUGAAGUUCUCUAAAGCCAUUCAAAGGAAUCUUAAUCCUUUGUUUAAGGUAAGCCUUGUUAGAAUUGUCCAGGAGUUUCCUCGAACAGCUUCCAACAAAAUACUAAGGAGAGUUCUGAGGGAUCAAAUGAAGCGUGAGCUAUCAGUUCAAAGUAGACUCUAGUCAUCUUAAUUCUCACGCAAAGCCAUCGUGUGAUUAUAGUGUUUCUAUAGCAUUGGAGUAAUGGUGUACUGGACUUUGCCCUUUGCUUAAACAAUAUUUAUGUUUGUUUACAAUUUGGUCCAAUAAACCUCAGUUCUUUGUAUGAACGAUUUCCUAUUUAAUUCAUGUGAUUUAUCUGUUA
Molecule: messenger RNA, 2582 nt
Organism: Prosopis cineraria
Lineage: Eukaryota; Viridiplantae; Streptophyta; Magnoliopsida; Fabales; Fabaceae
Product: probable CoA ligase CCL12
Source: RefSeq, a predicted model, not a curated record